CUUAUUCAUAAAUGGCCGCCGCGCGGAAACGGCCUGGUUUCGAAUGCAUGAAAGCGAGGCUUGGUAGGCCAAGGUUCACAGAUCAAAACAAAACCACAAUGGCUUCUCACAGAUCUUCUGAUGGAACUGUGCGCGUGAUACUCACAGAAGACGAUAUUCCUGGAGCUUCCUUAGCUGGUAGAAAUCCUUCUUCACUGAAAAAUGACGAGCUAAAGUUUUGGUUGAGAUGUCGUGGCGAUUCACUCAAGGGUCUUAAGACGAAAGCACAGCUCGUAAAACGAGUCCAAGACUAUGUUGAAAAUGGAAGGGAUAAAAUGCUGGUUGACCCUGAUGGAGAUAAAAUUUACACGAAAAGGAAGGCAAGGUUUUCGAGUUUACUACCAAACGAUUAUGUCUCUCCUGUCACCUCAAGUGUGAAAUACCCGAGCGAUGGAUGGGGAAAGUCGCUUGAAAGGAUGCCGUGUUUCACAAGAGCCGAAAUGAACCAGCACGUGGCAAAUUCUGGAAAGCGAGUUGCAAAUGCCGAGCACCACUCAAUUCCAACUAAUUUAAAGAAGGCAAAAACAUUUCUGAAGGACGAAUACCUAAAGGAAAUUGAGGCGAACAGUGAUCAAAGGUAUUUUUAUUUGAAAGCGAAUUGCUAUCACAGUUUCAGGAAAAGUGAAGCUCCACAUGAUCUUCGUUUUGCCAUGUGCAUUGUCUCAGGUCAAGUCAUACAUGCCAACUGUUCAUGCAAAGCUGGCAAAGUGGGAUAUUGUAACCACAUUCUUGCUUUAAUGUUUAAAGCGUGCAAGUUUAGUUUAUUUGACAGCAAGAGCACAGAAGAUCUGUGCCAGGAGGAUGAUGAACAACCGGAUCUCGCCAGCACAUCCCAGCUUCAAAGAUGGCACAAGAAGGGUCGUGGGGACAAAAUAUCUGCUCAACCGGUAAUGGAAGUUACCAUUUCAAAAACACGGAAAGAAGAUUUGCAGAGAAGUCUUAGCGGAAAAGUUAGCCCCAGACCAGGAGCUGCGCCGAGUCAAUUCGUAUGGAAGCGAAGUUCGCCUCGUAAACGAGCACCACCGACACCACGCUUUAGGGCUACAACAGUGACAAAAACAAAAGCGCUAGAAGUUAGGGAGGCUGUGGAUUCUUCCACCGAAUGCAGCGAAAUUAUCAGUGAGCAUGCUACGUAUACAUCAACAAAUAUGGGGACUUAA
Molecule: messenger RNA, 1199 nt
Organism: Stylophora pistillata
Lineage: Eukaryota; Metazoa; Cnidaria; Anthozoa; Scleractinia; Pocilloporidae
Molecular function (GO): zinc ion binding
Source: RefSeq, a predicted model, not a curated record